This is a messenger RNA of Paramecium pentaurelia, 1240 nucleotides long. The record is from the annotation of a GenBank genome assembly. Lineage: Eukaryota; Ciliophora; Oligohymenophorea; Peniculida; Parameciidae.
AAUGGAUCAAAAUGAAAAAGAGAUAGAUGAAGAACAAUUUAAAAAAGAAUUUGAAGAGAAAGUAGAAAAAAGAAAAAUAUGGUUGAUGGAAGAAUUAAAAAGUUGUGGAAAAUUUUUAGAUGUAAGUGCAAAGAAAUUAGAUGAUCUCGAUGCUUUGACUGUAUUUUUUUAUUUUGAAUUAGAUUGCUCUCUAUCUUCAUGAAUGUCAAACCGAAUUGACUUUAUUUCAUAUAGCAGCCAACUCUAUUACAGAUCGUGGAUUUAUUGAUAUGUUAACAGGAUUAUAAUGGCAUGAUAAAUUAAAAGAAAUUUAUAUUGGAAAUAACUAAAUUAGUGAAGUAAAAAAGUAUAUAUAAUUAAAGAUUGGUGUAUAAGGAUUCGUUGAAAUUUCAAGUAGUUUCAAAUAAUUGAAAAUAUUAAGCAUGAGUGCUUGUUCAAUAGAUGAUACUACAUUUAUUUCUUUAUGUUAUGCACUUCCAGAAUUGAAGAAUUUACAAUAAUUAUAAGUUCCAGGUAAUAAUAUUUCUGAUUUCGGUAUUUUUAUCUGAUUGAUAAAUAGGAUUGAUAUGUUUCUCUUCUUUAUUAGCUGCUAAUUGUCUACCUAAUUUGACUGUUCUACAUUUUGGAAAUAAUCCUUUGACUUCUAAAUCAUUAGUACCAUUUUUUUAGGCCUUUAAAAAGAAUAAAACUAUCAAAAUCUUAUAUAUGAAUGAUAUUGGAAUGGAUUUAUAAACUAUAAGGCAAAUGGCAUAAUGUUUGAAAAAGAAUAAAAUAUUAGAGGAAUUAAAUUUAGGGAAUACUGGAUUUUCAGAUUCAGCAGCUUAGAUUCUUUGGCCAAAUCUUAAAUAUCUAAGAACUUUGCAUUUAUGGAAUAAUCAUCUUACAGAUAAAGCAAUAUUUGAAUUUAUUAAUGUGUUAGAGAGAUAAGAAUUAAGCUUGACUUAUUUGGGAUUAUAGGAUAAUGCAAUAGAAGAAGUAGAUCUUAUUGAAGAUCUGAAUGCUUUAUUAAAGUAGAAUGAAUUGAUUGAGUAAUUAACUGAAUAAAUAGAAAAUAAUGGUAAGGAAGAAAAUGAAAAAAAAUCAAUUUAAGAAAUGGUUGAUAAUACUAAAUUGGAAGAGAUUGAGGAGAAAUUAGAAGAACUUGAUAAAUUAAGCACUUAAUAGGUAAUGGAUGAAGAAGAAGAGGUUAAUGAAUUGUAAGGAAAAUUGAAAACAAAAAAACAACCAUAAGAGGAAUGAU